Molecule: messenger RNA, 3195 nt
Organism: Pelmatolapia mariae (spotted tilapia)
Lineage: Eukaryota; Metazoa; Chordata; Actinopteri; Cichliformes; Cichlidae
Gene: slc12a1
Product: solute carrier family 12 member 1
Exons: 26
Coding region: 1-3126 (1041 amino acids)
Biological process (GO): potassium ion homeostasis; cell volume homeostasis; chloride ion homeostasis
Cellular component (GO): apical plasma membrane
Molecular function (GO): sodium:potassium:chloride symporter activity
Source: RefSeq, a predicted model, not a curated record
AUGGAGAGAUUCAAUUCUAACAAAGGGGGGCACAUCAACUCUGCCUAUGAUUCCAACCUGGAUGAACCUCCAGUUUAUGAGGAGACCAACGAUGACCACAGGACAGUGCGACCCUCCGUGAUCAGCGCCUUCGGUCAUGACACUCUGGACCGCGUGCCCCACAUUGACUUCUACCGCAAUGCAGGCAGCAUGAGUGGCCACAGAGCUGUGCGGCCCUCCCUGCAGGAGCUCCAUGAUGUGUUUCAGAAGAACGGGGCGAUCUCUGUCCCAGACACAUUGGAGGACGAUGGCGAGAGGAGCAUUGGAACCCCCUCUGACGAUUUAGAGUCUGCUGCUCCCACUGACGAUAUGGGCAUGGUAAAGUUUGGCUGGAUAAGAGGAGUCCUGGUGAGAUGCAUGCUCAACAUCUGGGGUGUCAUGUUGUUCAUCCGUCUGUCCUGGGUUUUUGGUCAAGCAGGCUGGGGUCUGGGAAUUGUGAUCAUCGCGCUCAGCUGUGUGGUCACCACCAUCACCGGCAUUUCCAUGUCGGCUAUUUGUACUAAUGGUGUGGUGAGAGGAGGAGGUGCCUACUACAUGAUAUCUCGCAGUUUGGGACCAGAGUUCGGUGGUUCGAUUGGUCUUAUUUUCGCAUUUGCCAAUGCAGUGGGUGUAUCCAUGUAUGUGGUGGGAUUUGCUGAGACAGUGGUCGACUUGCUCAAGGAGAACUCUGCUAUCAUGGUGGAUGAAAUGAACGACAUCAGGAUCAUUGGCUGUAUUACAAUUGUGCUGCUCUUGGGUAUAUCAGUUGCUGGGAUGGAAUGGGAGGCAAAGGCACAAAUUAUUCUUCUGGUUAUCCUGCUGGUGGCCAUAGUGAAUGUUUUUGUAGGAACAGUCAUUCCUGCAACCAAAGAAAAGAAAGCCCAAGGGUUUUUCAAUUAUAGAUCCAAAAUCUUCUUAGAGAAUUUUACUCCAGAAUUUAGGGACGGUGAGACAUUUUUUUCAGUAUUUGCCAUCUUUUUCCCCGCGGCAACUGGGAUCCUGGCUGGAGCUAACAUCUCUGGAGACUUGCGGGAUGCCCAAGCUGCACUACCCAAAGGUACCUUGUUAGCCAUCCUGAUCACUGGUCUCACCUAUCUGGCGAUGGCUCUUUGUGUCGCUGCUACUGUUGUCCGUGAUGCCACAGGCAACUCAUCCAGCAUCAUAAAUUACACAACACCAGUAAUUUGCAAUGGUUCAACAGCGGUUGCUUGUGAACUCGGCUACGAUUUUUCUUCCUGUGAAGUAGAGAAAUGCAAGUUUGGCUUGAUGAAUAACUUCCAGGUCAUGACCUUGGUGUCUGGGUUUGGUCCUCUCAUUAUUGCUGGAACAUUUUCAGCCACCCUGUCAUCAGCCCUGGCUUCCCUUGUCAGUGCGCCUAAAGUCUUCCAGGCACUGUGUAAAGACAACAUCUACAGGGCCCUGCACUUCUUUGCCAAAGGACACGGCAAAAACAACGAGCCAAUCCGUGGUUAUGUCCUCACAUUCAUCAUUUCUGUUGCUUUCAUUCUCAUCGGUGACCUCAACACAAUCGCUCCUAUCAUCUCAAACUUCUUCCUCGCAUCUUAUGCCCUCAUCAAUUUCUCCUGCUUCCAUGCAUCUUAUGCCAAAUCUCCAGGUUGGAGACCGGCAUAUAAAUACUAUAACAUGUGGCUGUCCCUGAUGGGAGCAUUGCUUUGUUGCGUUGUUAUGUUUGUUAUCAACUGGUGGGCUGCUCUGCUCACAUAUGGCAUUGAAUUCCUCCUCUACAUAUAUGUCACAGUGAAGAAGCCCGAUGUGAACUGGGGUUCGUCCACGCAAGCGGUAACGUUUGUGAGUGCAGUCAGCAAUGCUCUAUCUCUGUCAGGUGUGGAGGAUCACGUCAAGAACUUCAGGCCUCAGGUCUUAGUUCUGACGGGUUCAACACGAAGCAGGCCGGCUCUCCUUGACCUGGCUCACUCCUUCUCUAAGAACUAUGGACUAUGCAUUACCUGCGAAGUGUUUGUGGGCCCCAGAUCAGAGACCUUUGAAGAGAUGAACAAUGCAAUGGAGAAGAACCAGUUGUGGCUUAAGAAGAAAAAACGCAAGGCAUUUUAUGCUGCCGUGGCCUGCAAUAACUUCAGAGAAGGGACUGAGAGUCUGCUGCAGGCUUCUGGUCUUGGCCGUAUGAAGCCUAACACAUUAAUGAUAGGCUUCAAGAAAAACUGGAGGACUGCUGGGGCAGAAGCAGUUCAGAGUUACGUGGGAAUACUUCAUGAUGCAUUUGACUUUGAGUACGGGACCGUAAUGCUGAGGGUGAACCAGGGACUGGAUGUGUCUCACAUUGUCGAGGCAGAAGAGGAGAUGCUAAGGGCAGCAAAGGAGCAAGAGGCUCUGGAGAAUGAGAUGAUGCCAAAUGGAGGGAAGGGAAAAGGACUAUUCAGGAAAUCCAGGAAGUCAUCUCAGCAAGUGCUCACGACCAGAGUGUCAGUGUGUGGCUCUCCACCGCCACAGGUUGCCAAAAUGAAUGAGAAGCUGGUGGAAGCCAGUCUUCAGUUUAAGAAGAAACAGCCCAAAGGCACCAUUGAUGUGUGGUGGCUGUUUGAUGAUGGAGGUCUUACACUGCUCCUCCCCUACAUCCUCACUACCAGGAAGAAGUGGAAAGACUGCAAAAUGAGGAUCUUCAUCGCAGGACAGCCUGGACGCAGUGAUCUGGAUAAGGAGGAGAUGAAGGGCUUGCUGAAGAAGUUUAGAAUCAACUGCAGUGACAUUAAUGUCUUUGAUGACCUACAUAUCAAGCCCAGGUCUGAAAGCUUGAAGGAGUUACAGGAGAUGAUUGAGCCUUUCCGUCUGCAUGAAGGGUCCAAAGACCCUGAUCAGAUUAGAGCCUUGCAGAAACAGCAGCCCUGGAAGAUCACCGACAAAGAGCUAAGCGAGUUUGAGGAGAAGACACACCUCCAGGUACGACUGAAUGAGCUCCUCAAGGAACACUCCAGAUCAGCCAAUUUAAUCAUUCUGAGCAUGCCCAUAGCUCGUAAAGAAACGAUCUCUGAUUUCCUCUACAUGGCCUGGCUGGACAUUCUGACAAAGGACCUUCCACCCACCCUGCUCAUUAGAGGCAACCACAAGAGUGUGCUCACUUUCUACUCUUGAGCACUUUCCAUGCUAACAAUCCAAGUGUGAUAUAGCUAGAAAGGAAAGGAAUGGUGUUGCCAUAAUGAC